AUGAACUUUGCCGAUCCGAAAGAUCGUAUAGCUAUGGCAAAAUAUGCUUUAGAAUGUACUUCUGAUGAAACUGACAGUGAAAAUGAAUAUGACAUAUCUAACAAUAACCUUUUUCAUUCAAAUCAAAGCGAUUGUGGUGAUUAUGUUUCUUCAGAUGAGAUAUCUUCAUCAAGUAAUGAACUAGAUAAUAUGGAAGAAGAAAGUGAUCAGGAUCUUGUGCCUAAGUAUCUAACUUCUCCAACAAUAAUAGUGAAUCGAGGAGAAAAUCGUUGGAAAAGUUUUAAACAUAAAUAA
Molecule: messenger RNA, 294 nt
Organism: Rotaria sordida
Lineage: Eukaryota; Metazoa; Rotifera; Eurotatoria; Philodinida; Philodinidae
Source: the annotation of a GenBank genome assembly